This is a messenger RNA of Penicillium digitatum Pd1, 363 nucleotides long. Lineage: Eukaryota; Fungi; Ascomycota; Eurotiomycetes; Eurotiales; Aspergillaceae. The record is from RefSeq and is a predicted model, not a curated record.
AUGCCCAAUACCGUACAGGAGCUCGAGGUGCCUGAAUCCUCGCAGAAGACCCUUCAGCCUCGACUAUUCGAUGAUGUAGCAAAGGAGUCAUUGAUCAAGGCCGGCAAAUCUGAUGCUGAUUUGGUAGCUGGUCUUGAAGACCAGCUACCAGCUACUGAAAUCAAUCGGAAACCACCCUCCGAGGACACCGAUAUGGCCUUUGUCCCAAAAAUUGAUCCAACCGAGCCAUGGAUUAAGGCUGAGAAACCUGAUACUGAUCUAGCAGCUAGCAUUCACAAACAGGACGCCGCUACUGAUGUGAAAGAAGACCCGUCUUGCGACGAUAUUGAGAUGCCACUGGCCCCCCAAGCUCGAUCCAACUGA